Hibiscus syriacus is the source of this 2457-nucleotide messenger RNA. Its product is annotated as putative disease resistance protein RGA3. The transcript is spliced from 6 exons. Gene Ontology annotation, molecular function: ADP binding. Lineage: Eukaryota; Viridiplantae; Streptophyta; Magnoliopsida; Malvales; Malvaceae. The record is from RefSeq and is a predicted model, not a curated record. Gene Ontology annotation, biological process: defense response to other organism. The coding region runs from base 1 to 2457 and encodes 818 amino acids.
AUGGAUACUCUUGUGCCAGCAACAGAUGACAAGGAAAAUCCUUCCCCUGGUAUGAACCAAAUGGAAACUAUUCUAUCAACAUCUAAUCAAGGAGACUGUUUGACCGUCAUUAAGCUUCUUCAAUCUUUCUUCUCACUGGGUGCAAAGAGCAGUAAGAGGCAUUGGAAGCAGGUUAUUUGGUCAGUCAGUUGCAUCAAUUUCCAAAGGACCGAUGGCUUGGAAUGUGGAACUGGCUCAAGAAUGUUUCCAUCAUUUCCAGUUCCAGAAAGUACUUCCCUCCAAAGAAGGAAGAUACCGUCAAUACGUUAUGGAGAUAGGAUGGCCGAAGAACUUGUUUCUGCAAUCCUGGAGCUGGUACAUGCAAUCAAAGCUGACGAAAAUGUACGCGACUCUGUAGAUGUGACAGAGUUUCAGGGUGAGAUGGACUCGCUUGUACUUCGUCUGGAAGCUAUUCGGUCCAAGAUGAAUGCAUUAAAGGAUUGGCCAUUGUCCGUUCAGCUGUCGAGGCUUGAGAUUGACGGAUAUGUACUUGAUGAUCUAUUAUACGAUAUAGAAGACAUGUUUAGCGACUUUAACAAUCAAUUGAUGCGAAGUAGAUUACUGGUAGAAGCAGUUGAAACUAAGGCUAGUAAAGAAAAAACUGAUCCUUCUGAUCCGGACAUUAUAGAUGUGGUUAAUGAUCCUUUUGAAUCAUCCAUUUCUAAGUUGGAAGUAGAGUUGAUGGAUUUGAGAUCUAAGCUUUCUCCUGGACCAGAAUCUAUUUUGCUGGACCUUGAAGUGUCGAAGUUACUUGGUAUAGACCAGGUAAAGAAAGAUAUAAUGGAUGUAAUUUUGGGCGAAAGUAGUAAAGAGAGGAGCGACAAAAUCAAAACCAUCUCUAUUGUUGGCAUGGACGGAAUGGGGAAAUCAUCUCUUGCUCAAUGCAUUUGUGAAGAUGAGCAGGUCGUGGCAAGCUUCAACAACAUAAUUUUGGUGAACGUUUCAGACGAUUCCGACUUAGGCAAAAUUGGUAGAGCAGUCAUUCAAGCUCUUGAGGGCUUGAAACAUGAAUUCUUGUGCAUUCUAACAUUUUUUCCAUUGCAAGGUAUUUUAGAUAGAAUUUAUCGAAAGAUUGUCGACAAGAAAACCCUUCUUGUUUUAGAUGGCGUGGGGAGAUAUGAUUAUGAUGACUGGGGAGUACUUAAAUCUGUUUUUCAACAUGGCAUGCCAGAGAGUAGGAUUGUAAUUACUACUUGUGAACACAAAUUUGCAGUAGAAACGAAAUCAUCUUAUAUAUUUCAUCUGAAAGAGUUGCCUGAUGAAUUGUGUUGGAUGAUACUUCGUGAAGUUGCCUUCAAUGGACGGAAUGAAGAUAGUCAUAAAUAUGUAGAAGAUAUAGGAUUGAAAAUUGCAAAGAAAUGUAAAGGAUCACUGUUUGCUGCAAAGGUUUUGGGAGGUGUCUUGCAGCAUAAAAUUGAAAAAAGAGAGUGGAACAGUGUUCUGGAAAACUAUAUAUGGGAAUCUCUUAUGAUACCCAAGAAUGGUGGUAUCCAUACAUGGAAGAUGCAUAAUACCGUACACGACUUUCUUCGGUUUCUGUUCCAAUCUGAACUAAUGGUGGAGAUCCGAUCUGUUGAACAUAUGAUGUUGGACUUAACUUCUGCUAGGACGUCUAAGGAGGUCAAAUCUAUAAAGCGUGUGAUUCCUGAUUCAGCUCCAGCUCCAAAGCAGAUGAAAACUCUUUCUGAUUCUGGAACUUCAAUUCUAGCUUCAUCUUGUGAUCCGCCAUUGAUUCUAGAUUCAUCUUGUCCUCCUCUGCCGUCAUAUUUUCCUCUUAUUAGCAUUCGUCAUUUAAUGGUGAUGAUAGCCCAGGGAGUUGGUUUCCCUGUGGACAUUAGCGGUGCAGAGAAAUUGCGGACUCUUGUUGCUGUUAGUCAAGGGUGUUUGAUAACCAGUAGAGCAUUAUCUAACUUAUGUAAACAAUCCAAACAUCUCAGCUGGCAGCAAAGAAUUGAAGAUACUACCAGAAACAUUUGUGACUUAUAUGAUUUGCAAUCUUUGGAUCUAACUGGAUGUAGUAGUAUUACGAAGUUACCGGACGGAAUCGGGAAAUUGAUGAGAUUGAGGUAUCUUUAUACCUGGUAUUGCUGUAGUAUAACUUUCUAUCCAAAAGGAAUUGGCUGCUUAACUUCUCUGAGGGAAUUAACCAAUGUCAUUGUUAUAGUUGAUCAGAAUGAUGCAGAGGAAUUCAGUCUCGGAGAUUUUGAAGAGUUGAACCACCUUUGUGGAGAUGUUCGUGUGAAACUGGUAGGAAAUGCGAUUGAUGCAGAUGAGGCUAUCAGAGCCAACCUUUCGAACAAGAAGAGUCUCAGCAAUGUUAGAAUAAAUUUGGAUGGAGAUAUAAAGGAAGAUAAUGUAAUCAAAGCAUUAAAGCCGCCUUCGGAGUUGAAGAUAGAGUUCAUAGGCGGGUGGUUCUAG